AUGACAAUCGAGACUGUACAAAGAAACAAUGCGGGAAACGACAGAUCCAUUUACGGAGAUUUAAUCUACGCCGUGGAUAUCCACCGUAAAGCCAUGCAGUUGGUAUUCUGCCCGCUUUUUCAAGCGCUAACAGCCGAAUACAACAACGUCGGGGAGCUCUCGGUACUCAUUAUGUUCAUAAUUCAUUUCUCUUACUUGGCCAUAGGCAGUUACAUGGCACAGGAGAUCAUAGAUCACAAUAACCACGUGUUCGCAACCGUAUACAACGUUCAAUGGUACGUGGCAUCCUUGAACGUACAGAAGAUGGUAUUAUUUUUAUUACAAAGGGGUAACAAGGCCUUUAAUAUAAAUAUCGGAGGAUUGAUUGUGGGAUCGUUACAGGGCGCCGCCACGGUGAAAUAUUUAUUGGAUCAACUUGAGCAAAUCUGUAGCGAGCUAAAGAAUAAGAAAGAGAUUGCUAUCUUAGAAAAUUAUGCGACCGUCAUAAAACGUUUUACCAUUAUAAUUACACAAUAA
Molecule: messenger RNA, 516 nt
Organism: Dinoponera quadriceps
Lineage: Eukaryota; Metazoa; Arthropoda; Insecta; Hymenoptera; Formicidae
Exons: 5
Coding region: 1-516 (171 amino acids)
Biological process (GO): sensory perception of smell
Cellular component (GO): membrane
Molecular function (GO): odorant binding; olfactory receptor activity
Source: RefSeq, a predicted model, not a curated record